Ceratotherium simum simum (southern white rhinoceros) is the source of this 615-nucleotide messenger RNA. RefSeq names its product CD70 molecule (gene CD70). The record is from RefSeq and is a predicted model, not a curated record. Gene Ontology annotation, molecular function: tumor necrosis factor receptor binding. Gene Ontology annotation, cellular component: plasma membrane; extracellular exosome. Gene Ontology annotation, biological process: immune response; tumor necrosis factor-mediated signaling pathway. NCBI's taxonomy places the organism in Eukaryota, Metazoa, Chordata, Mammalia, Perissodactyla, Rhinocerotidae.
GCAGAUGCAGCGCCGGCCGAGGACCACGAUGGCGGAGGAAGGCUCGGGCUGCACCCUGCGCCGCCCGCCCUGGGUGUCCAUCCUGCGGGUUGCUUUCCUGCUGUUUCUCAUCGGCAUGGUGAUAUAUUGCUUUCUCUGCAACCAGCGCCUCGCACAGCAGCAUCAGCUCGAAUCGCCUGGGUGGGACGUCGCUGAGCUCCAGCUGAAUCAUACAGGACCACGGCAGGACUUCAGGCUGCACUGGCAGGGCGGUCCGGCUCUGGGCCGCUCCUUCAUGCAUGGACCAGAGCUGGACAAUGGGCAGCUGCGUAUCCAGCGCACUGGCAUCUAUAGGCUGCACAUCCAGGUGACUCUGACCAACUGCUCCUCCUCCACAUGGACCAGCACGCUCCACAGGGCCACCCUGUCUGUGGGCAUCUGCUCCCCCACCACCCGCAGCAUCAGCCUGCUGCGUCUCAACUUCUACCGCAGUUGCACCGUCACCUCCCAGCGUCUGACGCCCUUGGCCCAUGGGGACACUCUCUGCACCAAUCUCACUCUACCGUGGCUGCCAUCCCGAAAUUCAGAUGAGACUUUUUUUGGGGUUCAGUGGGUGCACCCCUGACCAUUGUACCU